GCGCUGGCUCGGGAGGGGGGCGGCUGCGGGUGGAGGUGCGCUUCUGCCAAGCCCGAAAGUCAUUUCCAAUCUCAAGUGGACUUUGUUCCAACUAUUGGGGGCGUCGCUCCCCCUCUUCAUGGUCGCGGGCAAACUUCCUCCUCGGCGCCGCUUCUAAUGGAGCCCCACCUGCUCGGGCUGCUCCUCGGCCUCCUCCUCGGUGGCACCAGGGUCCUCGCCGGCUACCCAAUUUGGUGGUCCUUGGCCCUGGGCCAGCAGUACACAUCUCUGGGCUCACAGCCCCUGCUCUGCGGCUCCAUCCCAGGCCUGGUCCCCAAGCAACUGCGCUUCUGCCGCAAUUACAUCGAGAUCAUGCCCAGCGUGGCCGAGGGUGUGAAGCUGGGCAUCCAGGAGUGCCAGCACCAGUUCCGGGGCCGCCGCUGGAACUGCACCACCAUAGAUGACAGCCUGGCUAUCUUCGGGCCUGUCCUUGACAAAGCCACCCGAGAGUCGGCCUUCGUGCAUGCCAUCGCCUCAGCCGGUGUGGCCUUCGCUGUCACGCGCUCCUGCGCCGAGGGCACUUCCACCAUCUGCGGCUGCGACUCCCAUCAUAAGGGGCCUCCCGGUGAAGGCUGGAAGUGGGGCGGCUGCAGCGAGGAUGCCGACUUCGGGGUGCUCGUGUCCCGGGAGUUUGCUGAUGCACGUGAGAAUAGGCCAGAUGCACGCUCGGCCAUGAACAAGCACAACAAUGAGGCCGGACGCACGACCAUCCUGGACCACAUGCACCUCAAGUGCAAAUGCCAUGGGCUGUCGGGCAGCUGUGAAGUGAAGACCUGCUGGUGGGCCCAGCCUGACUUCCGUGCCAUCGGUGACUUCCUCAAGGACAAGUAUGACAGUGCCUCGGAGAUGGUGGUGGAGAAGCACCGUGAAUCCCGAGGCUGGGUGGAGACCCUCCGGGCCAAGUAUGCGCUCUUUAAGCCACCCACUGAGAGGGACCUGGUCUACUAUGAGAAUUCCCCCAACUUUUGUGAGCCCAACCCUGAGACGGGCUCCUUUGGCACAAGGGACCGGACUUGCAAUGUCACCUCCCAUGGCAUUGAUGGCUGUGAUCUGCUGUGCUGUGGUCGCGGCCACAACACGAGGACGGAGAAGCGGAAGGAGAAAUGCCACUGCAUCUUCCACUGGUGUUGCUACGUCAGCUGCCAGGAGUGCAUUCGCAUCUACGAUGUGCACACCUGCAAGUAGGGAGCCAGGGCGCUGGGAAGGGGUGAAGUGUGUGGCUGGGCAGAUUCAGUCCCAUGGAAAGCAGGACCUGGAGCCGGGCUCAGCCCUCAGCGUCAGACAGCAAGGAAUAUGGACUGUCACCAGCUGCGUGUGGUAAAUGACCCGGACCCAGCCCGCCCGUGACGGGGAGCCUCUCCUCCCCUUCUCUCAUCUUAACGUUUCUCACCCUACUCUGGCUGGUGUGUGGUUUUUAAAGAACGGGGCUUUCUUUUUAGUUCUCUAAGGUCUGAUAGGAACAGACCUGAGGCUUAUCUUUGCACAUGUUAAAGAAAAUAAAAAUGACAAAAAAAAUUCUGCUCCAACAGAACAGGCUGGGCUGAUGUGAGCUCUUGGCCUGGCGGUAAAGACGUCAGCACGGGCAAGACUUCGUUCCCAAACUGCUUCUUAUGGUGACAUUCCAGGAUGCUUGUGAGGUGGGAGUUAGGAAGUAGGACGCACCCCUGCCGUCUCCUUUUCUCCAUCUACUCCCGUUCGAACCCGAUAUACUUUUCACAUUCUGAUAAAAGCCAUAGGUUUAGCUAGGAUGAAGUGGUAGGGAGGUCCACGGCAGUUGUUAGAGUAGGAUUUUGAGUUUUGAAGAACUGGCAGCUCAGGGUGGCCUGGUAAAGCCGUUUGAAGAGCAGCUGUGUGUUCUUCUCAGUCUCAUUUUCUCUAUAACCCUGUUCUGCACGAGAGGCAGUCUGAUCUCAAACUCUUUUUCUACCAUUCUGCAGUUUCCACCGCUAAUGCAGUUCCUUUUUAUUUUUU
This is a messenger RNA of Otolemur garnettii (small-eared galago), 2010 nucleotides long. RefSeq names its product Wnt family member 3 (gene WNT3). Gene Ontology annotation, molecular function: frizzled binding; cytokine activity. Gene Ontology annotation, biological process: canonical Wnt signaling pathway; neuron differentiation; multicellular organism development. The record is from RefSeq and is a predicted model, not a curated record. The transcript is spliced from 5 exons. Gene Ontology annotation, cellular component: extracellular region. Bases 157 to 1224 code for a protein of 355 amino acids. Lineage: Eukaryota; Metazoa; Chordata; Mammalia; Primates; Galagidae.